CCUGCGGCUCCCCUCACUCCGCCCCUGGCCUCCUUGGGCGUCGCGUCGCACCCCUGCGCUCCUGCCACCCCUCGACCUUUCUUGCGUUUGAAAGUUUAUUCUUUGAGGGGAGAAUCUACGGCGCAGCGAGGGAAGCUUUUGUGGAAAGUAAGCAGCAAGCUAGGGGAUCAGGAUGGCGGGACGUCACAGCACAUCGCUGGUGCUGGUGCUCACCUGUCUUGCUGCCGUCACUGCAGGGGUGGACAACGACGUGCAGAAGGUGACCCUCCCGCAGGUGGUCAAGCAUCCUCUGCGGCCGCUCAUGGAGGUCCUCUCCCAGGGCGGACCCCGCGAGAUGCGAGCUGCCACUUUCCCCGGCAUCCCGUCGGGCUGCCUCUCCUGCACCACGGGCGGACUCGGCGCCUCCACCUACGGCAGCAGCUACAGCUCAGGGUCCUUCGGCUCGGACGGCGGUUUCCCCAGACCGGGCUUGCUCAGGCCGAUCUCUGACCCGCAGAGUAAUUCUUACAAACAUGAAGUUCGAAGCGAAUCCAAAAUUGUCAACGGCCAGCCUGUGUACGACCUGUACCAUGAACGACGCUUUGAGGACGGGCAUCUCAUUCACGAAGAAAGGAAAGAAAAGGGUGCGAAAGACGUCGACACAUCAUUCGGUCCAGGUCAGGGCCAAGGUUAUCCGGGUGGUCCUGGGUACUCGAGGCACCUGCACGAAACGCACGUGCAGAGCAGCAGCGUUGGUUCCUCUGACUAUGGUUCCGCAGGGACGCUCUCGGCUCGCGGGGAUGCAUCGCCUCAUUACACCUCCGAUGUGUCUAGUCUGUCAGAGAGGCUGCGCCAGCAGAUGCUGUUGCUGAAGAAUCGCAAGGGUCAAGAAGCCCCAGGGGGGAGUCACCACGCCGUCUAUUCCCAAACGCGCUACGUCAACGGCCAGCCAGUCUACGUGAAGAAGGAAGAGCGGAAGUACGAGGACGGCCAGCUGGUCUACAACAAGACGGACGAGAAGGGACCCGACGAUCUGGGAACCCGGCACGUCGCCCAGCAGUACGACGCGUCGGGGUCCCCGGUGGGGACCGGUGGCGGCUUCUACGAGCGGCGCGAUGAGCAGCGCCACUUCUCGUCCAGCAGCCAGGGGAACCAGGCGCUUUACCCGGGGAACUUCCCCGGCCACACCCUCGACCACGCCCCCACCCGGGAGGGAUCCUCGUACCACAGACAGGACUCAGCUUAUCCCUCUUAUAGGCCAGGGUAUAACUCAGGCUCCACAGGUUCCUCUACUCAGUACACGCACGAGUCCAGAGAGGAAUCUUCCUCAGGCUACAGGCCAUACAGGCCAACUUCAGGAAGUUCCUCUACUCAGUACACGCAAGAGUCCAGGGAGGAAACUUCCUCAGGCUACAGGCCAUAUAGGCCAACUUCAGGAAGUUCCUCUACUCAGUACACGCAAGAGUCCGGGAGGAAACUUCUUCAGGCUACAGGCCAUAUAGGCCAACUUCAGGAAGUUCCUCUACUCAGUACACGCAAGAGUCCAGGGAGGAAACUUCCUCAGGCUACAGGCCAUAUAGGCCAACUUCAGGAAGUUCCUCUACUCAGUACACGCAAGAGUCCAGGGAGGAAACUUCCUCAGGCUACAGGCCAUAUAGGCCAACUUCAGGAAGUUCCUCUACUCAGUCGAAUUACAGGCCAUACAGGCCAACUUCAGGAAGUUCCUCUACUCAGUACACGCAAGAGUCCAGGGAGGAAACUUCCUCAGGCUACAGGCCAUAUAGGCCAACUUCAGGAAGUUCCUCUACUCAGUACACGCAAGAGUCCAGGGAGGAAACUUCCUUCAGGCUACAGGCCAUAUAGGCCAACUUCAGGAAGUUCCUCUACUCAGUACACGCAAGAGUCCAGGGAGGAAACUUCCUCAGGCUACAGGCCAUAUAGGCCAACUUCAGGAAGUUCCUCUACUCAGUACACGCAAGAGUCCAGGGAGGAAACUUCCUCAGGCUACAGGCCAUAUAGGCCAACUUCAGGAAGUUCCUCUACUCAGUACACGCAAGAGUCCAGGGAGGAAACUUCCUCAGGCUACAGGCCAUAUAGGCCAACUUCAGGAAGUUCCUCUACUCAGUACACGCAAGAGUCCAGGGAGGAAACUUCCUCAGGCUACAGGCCAUAUAGGCCAACUUCAGGAAGUUCCUCUACUCAGUACACGCAAGAGUCCAGGGAGGAAACUUCUUCAGGCUACAGGCCAUAUAGGCCAACUUCAGGAAGUUCCUCUACUCAGUACACGCAAGAGUCCAGGGAGGAAACUUCCUCAGGCUAUAGGCCAUACAGGCCAACUUCAGGAAGUUCCUCUACCCAAUACACGCACGAGUCCAGAGAGGAAACUUCCUCGAAUUACAGGCCAUACAGGCCAACUUCAGGAGGCUCUCCCCAAAACACGCAAGAGACAAGGGAGGCAUGGUCUUCAGGGCACACGCCAGUCAGAUCGCCUUCCUCCUCCUCCCGACCCGAUAACUCAUCCACCCAGUACACACAUGAAUCGCGUGAGGAAUCUUCAUCCUCGCGUAAACCUCACGUGGACAGAUGGACACACACGCAGCAAACAGAUGAGGAGGUGCACUCGUCAUACAGGCCAGCUAACAGGCCAUCGAGCAGCUCCACUCAUUAUGCACAGGAUUCAAGGGAGGAUACUUCCACAACCAGUCAGUAUACUCAAGAAAGUACCGAGGAGCCCACUUACCCCGGUCGACCUUCAUACAGGCCAUCAGGGACAACAUCUCACGAGAGAGAAGAAUCUUAUGAGUCUAGCUGGCAGCAGCAGCGAAGAGAUCACACCUACACUCCUCCAUCUGGUGAUUUUCACACAACCGUUGUCCAACAGAACACAAGGCAGCCGGAGACCACUACACAGAGUGUACUGGGCUCCUCUCACAGAGAUGGAUCUUCUGAGAUUUACAGCCAGACUUAUGAACAGUCCAGCUCUGCUGCUUCAAGCAACCAUGGCCAGUUUAGUAGAGGAUACAACUCCCAGCACCAGCAGGGAGUUUCUUCGCAUUAUUCUCAAGAGACAUCAGCAGAAAGGCGUCUGACCACAGACGAAGGCAAAGAUACAGUAGGUAUUCCUGGGGUGUUAAGUGGACCACACACCCAGUAUGGCAAUGAUGAAAAGCAUAACAAGGAAAGGUACGACAUCAGUCCCUUGGAAGACAAUGGACCUGAACUCCCUUCUGUUGACAAUGAAUUUGAUUCCUCUUACAUACCUACUCUGGCCCCGGUUGACAGUGAAAUAGAUAGUAGCGUUACUUUUGAAAGGCGACCCGAGCCAGCCAUUCAUACUGACAGGCAAUACCACAACUCUCGCCAAGACACUUCUCGAACCGAUACACAUAGCCAGGCACGUCCUUCUCAUGGCUACAGUGACUCCUCAUACCAUUACCAACACAACCGCACUACUACACAAGGGGGGAUAAACAGUGUCCCAGCAUCCACACCCGCACAAGCACCAGAUACAGAUGAUGCCUCUUCAUACGGUUAUCCUGGUGUUGAAGGUACCAGUCGCUACCACUAUAAUGAGUCAUGGAGACAUUCAACCAGUGUUGACAGUCAGUCACAGCCAGCUUAUGGACCUACUAGCAGUUCCUCAAGUUCAUCCCAAGUCAGAAAUUGUGGACAGGUCAGCUGUAUAGUUGUAGGGGAUGGACACCUAUCUUCCUCCAGGCAAACACAAACACGUGUCAGCACUAGAUAUGUCAAUGGGGAAUUGGUUGGAAUAACACACCAUAUCCGUCAGUACGAAGAUGGAAAACUUGUUCAUGAAAACAGAACAGAACAAUCGGUUGAUGACCUUUCCGAAGAAGACCUGCGCAGAUAUGGAAUCGAUCAGCUCCACUUAGUGCAGGGAAGUUACCAGCCAGAAAGCUACUCUCAGCGUCAUGAGGUCCGACAAGAGAAGAAGUACGUAAACGGUGAACAAAUAUACGACCUUCAUCAUGAAAAACGCUUUGAGGACGGAUCCUUAGUUUACGAAAACCGAACUGAAAAAGAUGCCGAUGAUUUAGGCAUUUCAAGUCCUGGAGGUUAUGAGGGUUCCUACUCCCACACCCACCAGGAAGGGGGCGCCAGACAUGAGGUAACGCAGUCGCAACAUCUGCAGCAGCAUGUCACUUCCGGUGCUGUGGGAGAUAUUACUGCUGGACAAGCCUCAGAAUCGCAACAGGUGACAGACACUGCCCAUGUGUCAGUUGUUCCAGUUUACACAAGUCGCAGGUACGAAACUCGCCGGCAGCAAGAAUUUGUCGACGGUCAACCUACGUAUGACCUGCACCAUGAGCGCCAUUUUAACAACGGAUCCCUUGUCUAUGAAAACAAGACAGAGCUGAACGAGGGCGAACUGCGCGCCUCCCACUCCCCGGGCCACCAGGACGCUCUCCACCAGAUCCUGUCUGGAAACACCCUCAGCACUGCCUAUGAUAGGUCCUCCUCUGCCACGGCACAUGGCUCGUAUGGCAGCGGUCUCGAGAUAUCGCAAAGCUCCUACGACGAGUCGGCCUCCUCGCAGUCCGCUGGGUCCUACAGUGGGUCGUCAGCUUCCUAUGGUUCAGAAUCCUCGCGGCAGACUGGAGUGUAUGGAGAGUCAGCUUCGUCGCAGCUUGGUGGAUCUUACAGCGGAUCCUUGUCCCAAGGCAGUGGAACUUAUGGUGGGACAGGAUUAUCCUACAGUUCUUCAUCCUCCAGCGAGAGUCACGAAUCCUCAAUGACCAAUGGCUUUCCAGCAGGACACGGCGCCAGCUCUUCAAGGGCCACCACAUCCGUCCUUGGAGCAGGUUCCUUUAGCAGUUCGUCUCAGCAGGAAUCCUCUGGAGGCUGCCUCUCUUGCAUGUUAAUUAGAGGUUCAGGAUUAUCUGGGCAAGGAUCUCUGGGCGUGUCCGGAAGCGCGGGGGCAGAUGGCUACAGUCACCGGCAGGAGAUGAACAUGGAGGAGCAUUACGAGGACGGCCAGCUAAUUCACGGCCAGGAGGAAAGCCGCGUCUUCGAGAACGGACAGCUGGUGCACGAGAGCCAGAGACAGUAUGCUGACGCCCCAGGGCAAUCGUACCGAGCUUCGGCACUUCAGUCUGCGAAAACUUCAUCUGUCGAGGCUGGCUCGUGCGAAACGAGUUACUGUAAGAACGGGGGAACGUGCAUCGCCGGCUUCAUGGGUCCUUUGUGUACCUGUCCCUUCGGAUUCAAAGGAAAAGACUGCAGCGAAGCGUACUGCCCCAAACGGUUCUGCCGCUACGGGGGAUCGUGCCAGGUGGAGGGUGCGAGGCACGUCUGCGAGUGCGAGGAGGGCUACACAGGGUACCGGUGCCAGACCCGAACUUACAGACACGCCCGCAGACAUGCUUUCAAACCCUAGGGCGUCUCCAGUUACUCUGUCGGCUUAGAAUUUAGUCUACAGCGGACACACUAAAUCAUAAAUGUCCAAGAAUUUGGACCGUGCAUGCCCUGAUUUUAAUUGCAAAGGGACCUGAUAUUUGGUGUCGAGUAGCACUGAAGGUAGUCAUUUUUGUGCCGUUUUUUCAUAUAGAACUUCCAAGACAUUUACAUAUCUCAUGGUGUUAUUAUCGUUACAGUAUUUAAUUAAACUUCAUAUCCUUUAAGUUAUAGGCAUUGGUAUUCAUAUCAGCUAUAGUAUUGUUUGCAUAAGGAUUUCUAAAGUAAUAUACCUGUUGUUUAUACUUAUUUAGAGUCAGUGUAUGCCUGUGAAUAUUUUCCUCGCUCUUAAUGUGUAGUUAUUUUUUGUUGAUAUGAAAUAGUGCCUGGCUAGCUACAUGCUAUGUAUUUAUUAAAAUAGUUGGUCUCGUUAUUAUUUGGUAGCCAAUGUUUGCAUUAAAGCCAUGCAGGCAGAGGUAGACAGCGAAGUCUGUUCAGCAGACGAAUACUAGGUUGUGUAAGGAAGUCUACCAGUGCUCUACCAUUCACCGGCGGUGCUUUGAAAAGUUAGAUUGACUAACGAAGAUCAACAGAAAAACAUACAUGUGUCGCGUAUUCUCAAUAUUCAACUAUUUAUUUUUAAUGAUGUUAUGCAUCUAGAAUUCUAGAUUAGAAUCUAACAUAUUACUGAAAUAAGGUGCAAAAUGUUACGUUUGAAUAAAACUACAGUUGUUAA
Messenger RNA from Penaeus indicus, 6130 nucleotides. RefSeq names its product hornerin-like. NCBI's taxonomy places the organism in Eukaryota, Metazoa, Arthropoda, Malacostraca, Decapoda, Penaeidae. The record is from RefSeq and is a predicted model, not a curated record.